AUGCGGAUUGAUGCAUCUGUGUCGCUGCUGGCGGCACUUUGCUCGGCAGCACAAGCAUUGGCUAAUACAGCCUCGCUCUCUAGCCGUGGCAUAUCAAAAGACCCAUCAUGUCCAGACGGGUGGUUUUGCGAGCAGAAAGGCUGUGACCUGACCUGCGCAGCUGGAGACGUUUGCGUUUCUUUUGAAGGAACUGCAUCAUGUGCUCCAGCUGGCAAGAAGUGGUGUUCUUUCAAUCCCAACACAUUUGAAGCGGUACAGUGUGGUACUGAUGGAGUUUGCUGCCACGGCAAUUGUUACAAGCCGGGUACUGUAUGCUGCGAUGAUGGUACUAUCCACUGUACUAUUGGUGACCUGUGUCUCGCUCGCCCCAGUGGUGACAACUGCAAAGCAGGAACGUCCACUAGUACUAGAGUAUCUCCAUCAUCAAGCUCUGCCCCCCCUAAUCAGCAACCUCAGCCAACGAUUGCAAGCAGUAGUACUGCUGUGCUGUCCACACCAGCUGUGACAACAAAAGCAUCGUCGGCAACACCUUCGCCUCAAACGUCAGCGAGGGCAACCACAACUACUACUGCUGCUGCAGCAAAACCUACUAUCUUGCAGCAAGAUGGCGACUUUCGCUACUCAGGAUGCUUUGCUGAUGGGGCUACACCUGUGCUGGUUGUUGAUCACUCCUCUGAUCCUAGCCAGAACGGUAUGACCGCUGAGAAGUGUAUUGCUCUAGCGGUACGAAAAGGCUUACGUUAUGCCGGCGUUGAGUCUGGUUCGGAGUGCUUUCUGGGAAACACGCUUCACGGCUCUGAUAAGAAGUCAGACAGUGACUGUAACAAAAUCUGCGCAGGUACACCAACUGAGUACUGUGGUCAGGCCAACAGGCUUCAAGUUUAUGAGAACCAGAAAUGGAGCGAUCCGACUCUGGACGAGUUAACCAAUGCCCUGACCGUUUACAACAGGACUUUGUUCCAAUUGUCUCAGCUCAACAACCAAUACCAAAGCCUCAUUCAACGGUGGGCAGAUACGCAGAAUGCUGGUAAAAAACGGGCAAGGUUCUUUUCUAAGAGGGCCCAAACCAUUACGGUUACAGAGCUGCGUAGGGGUCUAACCGACAUUGAAAGACAGUACCCUACUCUUCGUCAGGCACUUGCUCAGGCAUCCUCAAAUGGAGGUACAUUGUUUGUACAUGCGGCGAGCUUGGACGUUGUACGCCAUGGAAACCCAUUUGUAGAUCCGCCCAAUUUGCAAAGGGCGCAGAACGCUUUUGACAUUCCUCUCGAACCACUUGAGCGAGUUCAAUCGGCGAUAGAGGCCGAUAUACGGUCCAUUGAUUCAACACCUUCCACUACACCACUUCUCGAUACUGCCGGCGACUUGGCUUUCGUUGGAUCUGCUGGAACUGCUAUUGGCAUCUUGGCGGGGUCGACCUUGGAAAAAAUCGCACUUGGCCAGGGCGUUUUUGCCCUUCUCGCUCUUGUAUUUCUGUCUCUGCAUCCAUCGACGACACCAGGCAAUCCAACGACCGCACCCCACUCGAUACCAGCAUCAGCGACUACAACAAUCGCCUCUUCUACGUCGUCGGCUGCCCCUUCUGCUACCCCAUACUUCCUCGUUGCAGCAAACGGCGUUUUGAGUGGUCAAUUCAAAGCAUUUACAGAGGAAUUAAAUGAAAAAGUUGAAAGCAAAGUCAUCAACAAUCGCUUCGGUAUUGCGCGGGUGGUAGAAUUGACUACCAGCCAACUCAAACGAGCCAGGGAGAGCCGGCUCGUGUUUUCGGCAACACUUAACAAUAACGCACGGGUGAUAGAUUCAUUAACAUUCAAGCAAAGCAACGCAUCGAAUGGCUUGCAGGCGCCAAAGCUGAGCAAGCGGGCUGACCCUCAGAGAGGAACGGCCGUUCCUGGCAGCUAUUCCAAGGGAAUGAAUCUUAACGGCCACAGUGGAAACCCUCCCUAUAACCUUGCUCAUCUGCAGUCCCUCUCUAGGGCAUGGUUUCCACAGGGCAUUGACAAUCUACACCACUAUAACUAUGAAACUGAUCCGGGCGAUGGUACGUUCAUAUACAUCGCAGAGCCAGCGGAUUUCACCCAUCCAGAGUUUGCCCAGGUCCGUCAGGAACGAAUCACUAUUAACAGCCCGACUAGCGACCCAGCUAAGCUUGAUAGAGAGCAUGGAACAGCGGUUGCCUCAAUGGCAACCGGGUAUAGCCUUGGAGUUGCCCCGUCAGCAACUGUUAUAUCUGUUGACAUGUCGCAUGAAGAAGCCGAUAUGUUCGAGGCUCUCUUCGAGGUAUACGAAGAUAUUUUACGCAAAGGAAGACAGGGCAAGGCUGUUGUUAACAUGUCUUGGGGAAUGCGAGCAGACCCUGGCACUAAAAGGUGUCUUCCCGAGUUUUGGCUUGCUAAAGUAAUUGAGCAACUCCAUGAGGAAGGUGUUGUCGUGGCCGUCUCAGGCGGCAAUAACGGGGAGGAUCCCGUCGAUCCAACGUUCACGACACAUGCUCCUCGGUGUUAUGGCACCUUCAUGAACGAUCUGAUAGUGGUUGGCUCUGUCGACAGAACCGGCAAGAGGUCUGCGUUUUCGGGCAAGUGCGACGCUGCCAAUACCACGCCAAAUUGCAUGAGUGCAUAUGCUGUUGGUCAAGACGUUCUUGCAGCAGACUCCACGACCGGAAGGGGGACUGUUGUCAGUGGCACAAGCUUCGCAACACCUAUCAUCUCAGGUUUAGCCGCAUACUUGUUAACUCACUCUAGCAGCUCCAUUCAUCAAAGGAUUUUUGGUUUUGGAAGGGACAAAGUGGCCGAGGGAGUUGAGGAAGUUAUUACCGAUUGGAGCUGGAGCCGCAUGCCAACUGGUGGUGUCGACUGGCCUAAUGUGGCCUGGAAUGGUGUCAUUGAAUAGAUUUACUGUACAAUAUAUCUUUAGGGUUCAUGAUUGUUACUUUUAAAUUUAUUAUAUCCUGUUUUUAUUCUCAGGGUGCGGCUUUAGAUUGUCCUAGGUGGUAGAACCGUUGUGGUGUAAGUGGCCAAGAGCAGUAGUAACAAAAGGGUGGUAAGCGGUCGUUAAGGAGUCAUCCUCUAUUAACAAGGAAUUGCUUAGCUUGAUCACUGAAUAUCUAAAUUACUCUAUCUAGGCUAUAUAAGGGGCUUUAUAUACUUUGUUUAUAUCUUUGUGAUUGAAUGGGUCGUAAGUGAUCUAUUCUACAAAGAGUCACGUGACCUGCCGUACGUGUGGUGACAUGGCCUCAGAUGAUAUAAUGCGCGAACAUGUAAGAUUCUAAAUAUACCAGUCGAAAAACGAAGAAUUUAAUUAAUUUUGAAUUUUAUGAUUUUGAAGAGUUUGUCAUUGCUGGUUUAAACGUAAUUCAGCGGAAUCGAGCGACAUUGGCCGUGCAAGCGCGUUAGUUUGGUUCUUUACAAGAAAAACAGUAUAUAUUUUUAGACAAAAAUGUAGGGGAGCAAAGACCAGCUUUAUGCU
Messenger RNA from [Torrubiella] hemipterigena, 3468 nucleotides. NCBI's taxonomy places the organism in Eukaryota, Fungi, Ascomycota, Sordariomycetes, Hypocreales, Clavicipitaceae. The record is from the annotation of a GenBank genome assembly.